CUCUCUCACAGCCAGCAGUCUCUCACCCAGUCUCUCUUCAGCCACAGUAGUCUCUUUCCCCACAGCAUUUGUCUCUCACCCAGUCUUGCUCUCAGCCAGCAGUCUCACCAUUUUUCUCUCCCCAGCCUUUCUGUCCCUCUCUCAGCUCUUUUGUCCAGCCAUUCUGUUCCCUUCCCCCCACAGCAUUUCUCUCUCUCACCCAAACCUUUCUUUUCUGCAUCGGUCGCCCUUGGGGGGAUGAGCUCACAUAAGUAGUUCAAGUAUUUCCUGACUUGUAACCAACCAGAAUCUGUGGCUCUCUUCUCCCUCAGCCUUUCUCUAGCUCUUUUGCCAAGGCGUUCGUUUGCUUACACGCAGCAUUUUUUUUUUCUCACAGCAGCCUCUCCCCCGGCUCUUCUGUUCCCUCCCCCUCCCAGUCGGCCUCCCCAACAGCCUUUACCUCCUUGUAGUGUUUGUCUAGCGUCUCUCCCUCCCGCAGCAGUUCCCUCGUGAACUCAGUAAGGCACGACUUUACCUCCUGGCUUCUCCUCUGUGUUCUGCGACUUCCGGUUCGUCACUUCCGGUUUUGUGUUCAGGGACAAGACGGGAACGAACUGGUCGCCUUUUCGCCGUUCUACAUGUGACCGUUACACAGAGGACAUUGCAGAAGAGCCGACAUUAUGGAUUCCCGGCCCCCCAUAAAGAGAGAGUCGGAUUCGCUUGCGGGUGCAGGAUUCCCAGAGGCACAGCAGCUCCAGAUAAAGAUGGUGAAACAAGAGUCGGAGUCAGGAGAUUAUCAGAGGGGAACUGGAAGCUUCUCAGUGCCGCAUAUUCCUGGUUUCCCCCAGAAUAACCCAGAAGAGCCGCAGGUGAAGAUAAAGGAGGAAGUGCUGGACCCCAGUUAUCCCGCGGAUACAAUGGACGACACGGUGGUUUCCUUCACGGUCGGAGAGACAGACCCCCACACGUUACACAUGAAGGAAGAGAAUGAAGCAGCAGCUUCUGGGACUUACCAGCAGAGCGGGACUGAUCCACUGACUGACAAGGGCUCAUUUACAGGAGUGAAAAUCGAGACUGAACAUAUGGACACUGGGGAUCCUCUGCCCACAAUUAGGAGUGAAAUUGUUUCUUUUCCUGGGCCUGAUGUGAAACAGGAGGAGCCAGUAGCCCCCCAUAUAAAGAUUGAAAAAGAAGAACCAGAGUAUUAUUUGAACACUGUGGAAGAUACAGCUGCUGAUGGCGGAGCUGUUGCCAAUGAGACUGUACAUCAGGGUCCAAAUGAAAUAUCCGACGAGGAUCGAGAAGAAAUGCGACGACAACUCUUUGAAGAGCUGAGGAACAUGUGGGGCCCCGUAGAGAAUGAGCCUUGUUUCCAGGAUGAUCCCGUAUACACAGAGGAGGAGCUGCAGGCCCUGAGGGAACGUGAGAACGGCGAGCGGCUGCGCAAUACCCGCUGGUGCCAGUGCGGCAACUGUAUCUCUCUGCCCACCACCGAGGAGUCCGUGUGCUGCCGGGAAAUCGCCAAACUCAAGAAACGUUUCACGGGAGGAAUCACUUGCAUUAUUCAGGUUCAAGAGAUGCAGAAAUCUUGUCUCGACGCCAAACUCUUGGACUACAUGGUGCGAUACCGGGGCAAGGUCUCCAAAGAGAAAUACACUGAGGAAUAUCCACAGGUGAUGAGGAAAGCCGCAUACAGAGCCUUCACUAUCUGGACCCACCGGUUCUUCCGAGAGAAAACCUGCACAGCGAUACCGGCCUGUGUAGUUAAUUUAGUGAGGAUGAGAUUCCCGUACCCGCCGGAUCGCACGGUUGGGCUGCUGGGCCUGUGGGACUAUCCUGCCAUAGACAUGGCCUUUGAUGGUUGAAUUCACCGAGAUCUAUUUUUUAUAUUUUUGUUCAGACCAAAUCCCGCCGUGCAGUUACCGUCAGUUCUGAUGUUCUCGUUUUUGUUUUUAGAUUUCCUGUUAUUUUUUAUUAAAGAGAUAAGAAAAGAGAAA
This is a messenger RNA of Xenopus laevis (African clawed frog), 1976 nucleotides long. RefSeq lists its product as uncharacterized. The record is from RefSeq and is a predicted model, not a curated record. The transcript has 10 exons. Lineage: Eukaryota; Metazoa; Chordata; Amphibia; Anura; Pipidae. Bases 660 to 1844 code for a protein of 394 amino acids.